AACUAACCCAAGCAAAGCAAAGCCAAGCCUCGUCCAGCCCGGCCUUACCCAAGCAAUCCUUCUCCAGUUCUGGUCUUGUAUUUGGCCGUUUCUCUCAUAAACCCUAAGUAAACCCUCAAAAGGCAGGCUUACUUUCAUUUUCAUUCCAUUAAUUCAAUGGCCUCCUCCUCUUCAUCUUGCAGGAAAUUUAUCUCCAAAUCAUCUCUAUCGUCCAUCAAAUCAUCCAUCAGAUCAUCUAAGGCUCCUAAAUCUCCCUCCACCCCCACCAGAUCUGCCACCGCUUCUCACUUCCUUCUCCCAUCCAAACCACCAACCUCCUCUCGAUUCUCCUUUUCCAGGUUAACUCACUCUUACGGAUACACGGCACCAUGUGAGUUGGGAUGCGUUCAGUCGCUGCUGCCACUACACAGCGCGGUGGCGGCGUCGAGGAUGACAUCAUGCUUAAGUACCACAUCCAGGAAUUUCCGAGCGCUCUCUCAGGGCACAUAAUUCAAAGAAAAAAACCGGGGACUUGUUGUCUGCAUCGUUGUCAAGUAUGAAACUAUGAGUGCUUUUUUAAUCAUCUUAAAAAUAUUUGGUUAUAUCAAAAUGGAGGCCUUCGUUCCGUGUUGAUGUAUGCCCAUGUCAAUGCUGCUUUCUAAACUUGUUUGGAUGAUGUUAAACUAGCCCUUAAACGUAACAUGCAUGGGCUUCUCUUGCGUCAGUGUAACUUAGAAGCAACCAGUGUUCUUCUUGAUUUGUUAGAAUCCGCUUUCUGUUUUAUUGGUAAUUUUUUCUGGGAUAGUUUGCGAUCUUUUCAGCUAAACUCAAUUUUUACUUUCUGUACUAAAAGUAUUCAAUCAGAGGAUAACUGGUUUCUACA
This is a messenger RNA of Populus trichocarpa (black cottonwood), 862 nucleotides long. Its product is annotated as protein NONRESPONDING TO OXYLIPINS 2, mitochondrial. The record is from RefSeq and is a predicted model, not a curated record. The coding region runs from base 157 to 489 and encodes 110 amino acids. Lineage: Eukaryota; Viridiplantae; Streptophyta; Magnoliopsida; Malpighiales; Salicaceae. The transcript is spliced from 3 exons.